Molecule: messenger RNA, 1473 nt
Organism: Lepus europaeus (European hare)
Lineage: Eukaryota; Metazoa; Chordata; Mammalia; Lagomorpha; Leporidae
Gene: MAP2K1
Product: mitogen-activated protein kinase kinase 1
Exons: 11
Coding region: 109-1302 (397 amino acids)
Biological process (GO): protein phosphorylation
Molecular function (GO): protein kinase activity; ATP binding
Source: RefSeq, a predicted model, not a curated record
CGGCCCGCGAGCGGAGCAGCCCCGGGUGCACGGCCCCGGCCCCGCGCAGCGGACGCAGGGCAGCGCCGAGGGAAGGAAGCGAGAGGGGCCGCCCUCCCCGACUCCGAAAUGCCCAAGAAGAAGCCGACGCCCAUCCAGCUGAACCCCGCGCCCGACGGCUCGGCGGUGAACGGCACCAGCUCGGCGGAGACCAACCUGGAGGCCUUGCAGAAGAAGCUGGAGGAGCUGGAGCUUGACGAGCAGCAGCGGAAGCGCCUGGAGGCCUUCCUCACCCAGAAGCAGAAAGUGGGAGAGCUGAAGGACGAUGACUUCGAGAAGAUCAGCGAGCUGGGAGCCGGCAACGGCGGCGUGGUGUUCAAGGUGUCGCACAAGCCGUCCGGCCUGGUCAUGGCCAGAAAGCUUAUUCACCUGGAGAUCAAACCUGCUAUCCGGAACCAGAUCAUAAGGGAGCUGCAGGUUCUGCACGAGUGCAACUCCCCGUACAUCGUGGGCUUCUACGGGGCAUUCUACAGCGAUGGCGAGAUCAGCAUCUGCAUGGAGCACAUGGACGGGGGUUCCUUGGAUCAAGUCCUGAAGAAAGCUGGACGGAUUCCCGAGCAAAUUUUGGGGAAAGUUAGCAUUGCUGUGAUCAAGGGCCUGACGUAUCUGAGGGAGAAACACAAGAUCAUGCACAGAGACGUCAAGCCCUCCAACAUCCUGGUCAACUCCCGCGGGGAGAUCAAGCUCUGUGACUUCGGGGUCAGUGGGCAGCUCAUCGACUCCAUGGCCAACUCCUUCGUGGGCACCAGGUCUUACAUGUCGCCCGAGAGACUCCAGGGGACACACUACUCUGUGCAGUCGGACAUCUGGAGCAUGGGGCUGUCCCUGGUGGAGAUGGCGGUGGGGCGCUACCCCAUCCCGCCCCCCGACGCCAAGGAGCUGGAGCUGAUGUUUGGGUGCCAGGUGGAGGGCGAUGCGGCCGAGACUCCGCCCAGGCCCAGGACCCCCGGGCGGCCCCUCAGCUGUGAGUGGCCUGCGUACGGAAUGGAUAGCCGGCCUCCCAUGGCGAUUUUUGAGCUGCUGGAUUACAUCGUCAAUGAGCCUCCUCCGAAACUCCCCAGCGCAGUCUUCAGCCUGGAGUUUCAAGAUUUUGUGAAUAAAUGCUUAAUAAAAAACCCCGCCGAGAGAGCAGACUUGAAGCAGCUCAUGGUUCAUGCUUUUAUCAAGAGGUCUGAUGCCGAGGAGGUGGAUUUUGCCGGUUGGCUGUGCUCCACCAUCGGCCUUAACCAGCCCAGCACGCCGACGCACGCGGCCGGCGUGUGAGCACGGGGCGCGGCGUGGAGCCGACCCCCGCCCAGCGGUCUCCUUCCUGUGCUCGUCCCUGUUCAGGCGCCCAUUUCACCUGUGACAAAGGAUGAGGAACACAGCAUGUGCCAAAACCUCUUGGUGUCAUUCUCUCACUGUCUCUAUCCUUAAUACUGUCGUUACUCCCGA